UAGACUGAAGGCAAAAUGGUUUUACAUCACUGGUAGGAACGAAUUUCAGUGAAACCAUCUUAGAAAAUUGAAGGACAUAACUUCAGAUAGGUUUUUGUUUUCCUUAACCUAGACAGAAAGCCUGCCUUUUAGAAGAGUUUAUAGUACAAAUGACCCAACGGUCACCGAAGAAAAAGGCUGAUUUAAAAAAUUAUGUGUUACUUGAUUCGAGAGAUGGUGCAUUCAUUACGUCUUAAAAAUCACAUGACGUUAGAGCUCACCCAAAUUUCGUAGGAAAACGUUUUUCCUGUAAAAUCCUCUGUUUUGUCUGUUUUGUCAGAGAGAUCUUAUAAAACUAAAGAAAACAGAGCCUGUCAGCUGUGCUUGUGAAGACCCCUGUCAAAUUAGUAGCAGGUGAAGAUGUUUUGGUGCCUAGUGACCAGUACUGCAUAUAUGCAAAGGACGUUGGUAGGUUGGCUCGAAACUGAAAACGUCUUUGGCCUGGCCUGGCCUCCACUGGAGAACAUAUAUUCCUGAUUUCCUUCAGCAAAGUGACACCACUGUUCAGCUAGCACUAGCUUUGGCUUACCCCAUACUCCCAUAGGCCCAUACCAAACACAUUAUAGCUGUCCUCCUCCUCCUCCUCCUCCUCCUCCAUCAACGCCGGCCAUCCAUCUGAUUCUCUCGCAGCUCCAGCAUCAAUGGCAGCUGCCUCUACAGGGAACGGGAGCCCGCCGGUGGGGCUACUGGCGCUGAUGGCGGCGGCAAUGGCGGCGGGGUGGUUCGCGAGCGCCGUCCGUCCACCGCCGCCGACGCCGUGCGGUUCCCCCGGCGGGCCGCCGGUGACGGCGCCGCGGGUGCGGACGCGCGACGGGCGGUUCCUGGCGUACGCCGAGUCCGGCGUGAGCCUGGCCGCGGCGCGGUUCAAGGUGGUGUACUCGCACGGCUUCUCGGGGAGCCGGGCCGACUCGCCGCGGGCGUCCCCGGCCACGCUGGAGGCCCUGGGCGUGUACAUGGUGUCCUUCGACCGCGCCGGGUACGGCGAGAGCGACCCAGACCCGGCGCGGUCGCUGAGGAGCGCCGCGCUCGACGUGGAGGACGUCGCAGACGCGCUCGGGCUCGGGGACGAGUUCUACCUCGUGUGCUCCUCCCUCGGCUGCCACGCGGCGUGGGCGGCGUUCAGGUACAUCCCGCACAGGCUCGCCGGGGCGGCGAUGAUGGCGCCCGUGGUGAACUACCGUUGGGGCGGGCUGCCGAGGGGCCUGGCGCGGCAGCUGUACCGAAGGCAGCCGCGGGGCGACCAGUGGUCGCUCCGUGUCGCGUACUACGCGCCGUGGAUGCUGCACUGGUGGAUGCGCCAGCCGUGGCUGCCCACCUCCACCGUCGUCUCCGGCUCCGGCUCCUUCCCCAACGCACUCGACGAGAAGAACCGCCUCUUCGCCCUCUCCACCGGGAUCUUCCACAAGAAGGCGAAGCUGGCGACGCAGCAGGGGGUGCAGGAGUCGUUCUACCGCGACAUGGCCGUGAUGUUCGGGCGGUGGACAGAGUUCGAGCCGAUGGAUCUCGAGGAGGCGCCGCCGUUCCCGGUGCACCUGUUCCAGGGUGACGAGGACGGCGUCGUGCCGGUGCAGCUGCAGCGGCACAUCUGCCGCCGGCUUGGCUGGAUCAGCUAUCACGAGCUCGCUGAGGUGGGGCACUUCCUGUCGGCGGUGCCAGGGCUCGGCGACAGGAUCAUCAGCACGCUCCUGCCAGCACCGGCAGAUAACAGCUCAAACACCACGGGCAGCGUCUGUGCAUCUUAAAACGAAGGAUGACUGGUCUUCUGUAGGUAGAAAACUGUAGAGGCAAUGCAGAAGACGAAUGAACACAUUUCAUGUGAACUGAACUAAGCCCCUACUGUACUGCACUGAGAAACUGAAGAGAUCAUGGCAUAUGUGUAUAUAUCA
Messenger RNA from Brachypodium distachyon (stiff brome), 1925 nucleotides. RefSeq lists its product as uncharacterized. The record is from RefSeq and is a predicted model, not a curated record. Bases 681 to 1781 code for a protein of 366 amino acids. Lineage: Eukaryota; Viridiplantae; Streptophyta; Magnoliopsida; Poales; Poaceae. The transcript is spliced from 3 exons.